This is a messenger RNA of Striga hermonthica, 2594 nucleotides long. The record is from the annotation of a GenBank genome assembly. Lineage: Eukaryota; Viridiplantae; Streptophyta; Magnoliopsida; Lamiales; Orobanchaceae.
UCAUUUUCACGCUCGAAACCAUCAUGUCGCAGUCUGGUCGAGACCACGUGACUCACCCUGGCCAGAGCCAAUCGACUAACCAUUCCCCACGGUGUGCAACACCACCUCCUCCGGUCACGAAUGUUACGAACUUUCUUCAAAAUCCGGAGUUUAUUCAAGGUUUGACUUCACUAAUAGCUCGAGCCAUGCCCAGGAACUCGAAUACGAUACCGUUAUCGAUGCCGUUAACUACUAACCCAACAGAACAUCCAACCCACACUCAUCAUGACCAUGAAACACAUGUAGCGACAUCACAUUCUACGUCGCAACCUCAUCAUACUUCUCCACGUCGAGAAGAGCGGACACAUGUAACUGCUAAUCCCGUGGUGAACAAUCAAGUCCCGGAUCAACCUCCUGUGCAGGAGAUGACUGCUGAAAGUCAUUCUGCUCAUCACCAGAGAGUUUCGCCACGUCCUAGACCCAUUUCGUCAGCACCUCACGCUCGCGAAGAUUUACGGCGUCAAAUUGAGCGGAAUCGACUUUCAAGACAUAGUGCAGAGGAAAUUGAAACCCUUCGUAAACGUUUGGCUGAACUUGAGACGCGACAGAAGUCACAAGAAGAUUCACCCCGACAUGUCACGAUGUCGGGAAAUGUUAUUGUCGAGGCGGAUUCUCCUUUAGCCCCCGAACUUACUGCGGAGGCACUCCCUGUAAAAGUGAAAAUCCCACAAAUCGGCAUGUAUGAUGGGACAUCAGAUCCAGAUGCACAUUUGGGCCAUUAUACGUCCUGGAUGGAUUUACAUGGGGCUUCAGAUGCUCUGAGGUGUCGGAUGUUUUCACUUACACUGGGGCCACGAGCCCAAAAAUGUCUGAUGUUGCUGUCAACCUCGCGUAGCUUUCAUAUGAUUGAAGAACAAGUUGCUAAUAACUCCGUUGAGCCGAGUGAUUCAAUUUUUGAUGCUGAAAGAAUUAAUCAAUUUAUUCCAAGUACUGACGUGUCUCAAGAAGAUACCGACAUGCCGUUUACUGAUACCGACAUCCCUAUGAUGUCGGUUUUGCCUGAAACAUUAACUGAAGUCCUCAAUCAAGAAUCACCUUUUCGUGAGAAAGAUGCAGAAAUGCAUGAAGAUAUGGAUCCACGGAUGCAGUUCAAGGAUGGAGGUCAUCAUGUCCGGGCGGAACCAGUUGAAGAUAUUGAAACCAUUUACGUGGACGGAUCGGCUCAGCAGAAAUCGCUGCGCAUUGGGGCCAACCUGCAAGAACCCAUUCGAUCAAAUCUAAUUCAGUUUCUCCAGUCGAACUCCAAUGUGUUCGCCUGGAAGCAUGAAGAUAUGAAAGGAAUUGACCCACAAAAAGCAUGCCAUCGUCUAAAUUUGGACAAAACUGUCAAACCCGUUAUUCAGAAACGCCGGAAAUUCGGCCCAGACCGUCAGAAGGCCCUUGAAGAGGAAGUAAACAAGCUCAUAGACAAUAAAUUUGUCAAAGAAGCCAAGUACCCGACGUGGAUAUCGAAUCCUGUCUUGGUUAAGAAAGCCACCGGCCUUUGGCGUCUCUGUAUAGAUUUUUCAGACUUGAAUCAAGCGUGCCCGAAAGAUAGUUACCCCAUUCCACACAUUGAUUACAUGGUAGACGCUACGUCAGGACAUCAACUUAUGAGUUUUUUGGAUGCCUAUUCAGGCUACAAUCAGAUUCCCAUGCAUCCUGAUGACGCCGAACAUACCUCGUUCUAUUCAGCUCGAGGCCUUUAUUGUUAUGUUAUGAUGACUUUUGGAUUGAAGAAUGCAGGGGCCACAUAUCAGAGAUUGGUCAAUAAGAUGUUUGCUCGCUUAAUCGGCCAUACAAUGGAAGUUUAUGUAGACGACAUGUUAGUGAAGUCGGAACAGGCCUCUGACCAUAUCGCCCAUCUCUCCGAAGUCUUCGAUAUACUCCGAGAAUAUUCCAUGGUGCUUAACCCCAAGAAGUGUACUUUCGGAGUUGGAUCAGGAAAGUUUCUAGGAUACAUGGUGAGUCAGAGAGGGAUCGAAGCCAAUCCCGCCAAGAUUAAAGCCAUACUUGACCUAGCUCCCCCGACAUCUCUCAAAGGUGUCCAAGCGUUAACUGGUCGACUGGCAGCCCUUAAUCGGUUCAUCUCAAAAUCUACGGAUCAUUGUAAACCGUUCUUUGACGCUAUCAAAAAGAAUAAACCAUUUGAAUGGACCACGGAAUGCCAGAACGCUUUUGACAACAUUAAAGAAGUUCUUUUACGAUUACCGACGUUGCAGAAACCACUUCCCGAUGAGCCUUUGUAUUUGUAUCUUGGUGUAAGUGACGUUGCUGUUAGUGCUGUUCUCAUACGACAAGAUGGAUUUCAACAGUUUCCGGUGUAUUAUGUUAGCAAGGCUUUACACGACGCUGAAUUGCGGUAUCCGCAUAUGGAGAAGUUGGCCUAUGCUCUGAUCAUUGCUGCACGAAAGUUGCGCCCAUAUUUUUUGGAGCAUUCAAUUGUUGUGUUCACGACAUAUCCUCUCCAACAAGUCCUUCACCGACCUGACACGUCGGGAAGAAUGAUUAAAUGGGCAAUUGAGUUGGGACAGUUCGAUAUUCAGUACCGACCACGAACCGCUAUCAAAGCUCAA